AUGCGGCUAACCAGGAGUAGCAAACGGAAAUUGAUGAGGGAGGAAAACAAUGAUAAAACUUCCAAAAAGUCGAAAUUGCCCAACAAUGAGAGGAGUCAAAAGCGGAAGAAGGAGUCAAAGAUGUUUAUUAAUAUACCCAGGGAGGAAAACCAGGAUAACUCUUCCGAAGAGUCGAAGAGAAGACAGCCUAUACCCACUGAGCGAGAGAGACAAUAUAUGAAAUAUCUUAAGGGAAAGGAGAUAGCAGAGUCUGCAUUAUGCGAAUACAACAACAGACACGGAACCGACUUGGAGCUUGUGAGGUUUUUGGAGGCCAAUCAUAUGCAUAUGUUUGGCCCUGGUUGUCGUCUUGACUUUGCCGAUGGUCCUGCUCGUUGGAGACAUUUGAAUAUUGAGGCCAGGCGGCGCAGUGUGGAUACAGAUGAUGAAAACUCACUUUUUUUGUUUGUUGAAUCAAUUUGCUCUCCAACAAAUACAUAUGAUCUUUUAACACUGCUGCUUGUUGCGCCUACAGAUAAGUUACGAAAUGAUGAUACAAUAACUUCGACAAUUUUGAAGAAGUUUAUACAUGCUGGAGUAUUGCAACUUCGUAGUGUGGCCAGUGAUCCAAAGCUAUUGUCUGAAGAUGAUGCUGUCAAAUUGUCACAACUUGCAUUGAAGGACUACAAUGAGAACCAUUUGCCUCCAGUCAUUUAUACUCCCCCGUUCUAUUUCAUGUUAAAAAAAAAAAAAAACCAGGGAACAAACUUGAAGUUUGUAAGGGCUUUCAAAUGCAACAGUUUUACUUGUGCUGGUCGUUUAAUGGACUUUACCGAGAAAAGUACACGUUGGGUGCAUGUGAACUUUGAGGCAAUGGUGGGUGUGGGUAGCUGGGAAAGUAUACGCCUUAUGUUUGCCGAACUCUAUUUAGGGAAUGAUGACAAAUACGUGCUUGCUACAUUGUUGCCUGCGGAGCCUGAGGAUCGGGAGGAUCGGGAGGAUCCGGAGGAGACUAAGUGGCGAGAUGGUUACCCAGCGAGUGAAUGCGCCAUCUGCCCGGACGAGAUCUGUCAUCCGUGGCGUGGUUAUCGUUAUUGUUUCAGUAUUCCACCCCGUAGGUUGGCGUGUCCCAUGCCUUAA
Molecule: messenger RNA, 1119 nt
Organism: Striga asiatica
Lineage: Eukaryota; Viridiplantae; Streptophyta; Magnoliopsida; Lamiales; Orobanchaceae
Source: the annotation of a GenBank genome assembly